Messenger RNA from Fusarium falciforme, 2088 nucleotides. RefSeq names its product Zn(2)-C6 fungal-type domain-containing protein. The transcript has 6 exons. Gene Ontology annotation, biological process: DNA-templated transcription. Gene Ontology annotation, molecular function: DNA binding; zinc ion binding. Lineage: Eukaryota; Fungi; Ascomycota; Sordariomycetes; Hypocreales; Nectriaceae. The coding region runs from base 1 to 2088 and encodes 695 amino acids. The record is from RefSeq and is a predicted model, not a curated record.
AUGUCUCUAGAGGAGCCAGAUGCUCCGUCGAUGCUGAUCUUAGAUAAGCCACGCCAGCUGCAGUUGUUCAAGUUUGGUCUUGAGCAAGCUCUUGCGCAGGGUGACUUUCUGGAUCAGCCAACUCUGACAGGUCUCCGUGCCUUGGCUAUAUAUCUCUCUGCCCUUCGUGUUCACAACCGAGGCAAAGGAAUAUGGAUCCUUAACGGUCUCGCCAUCCGGAUUGCUCAAUCCCUCGGCCUGCACAGAGACGGCGAGCGACUGGGUCUCCCGCCUUUCGAAUCUGAACUCCGUCGUCGGCUUUGGUGGCAUCUCAUCACCAGAGACAGUCGCUCUGGGGAAGACUAUGGGCUGGAAAAUUCGACCGGCAUGCAACCACAAUCUGACGUAAAACUGCCCCUCAACAUCAACGACGAAGACCUCUCGCCAGAGAUGAAAGAGCUCCCUCCAGAAAAGCGAGGAUGGACGGCCAUGACAUUCUCACUGGUUUACAUCGAGCUUGCCAAGGCGAUACAGAAGCUUGCCACCGCUGUCUCAUCUCCCUCCCCAAGUGAAGAGACAAGACGUAAGAUCAUAGAAGAAGCCCGAUCUAAAGUCAUGAAGCGAGUAGAUGAGUGUGGUUCGGUGUCAUCAGGGUUGCCCCAGUAUCGUCUCACUGUGCACUGCGCCCGCUUCCUACUCCGCAAGCUUGACUUUUUCACCAGACAGCAAUGGCUUGCAUUACAACAUCCUGGCUCCCGAGAAGCACUAGCUACGGAAGAUGAUCUGCUAGAGGCAUUGGAAAUUCUGGAACCGAGGAUGUUUGGUGAUGAGCCUCUCCUGGGGCAAUACGGCUGGGCAAGAAAGGCUUAUCCGCAGUACCACGUCACCAUGUACAUCCUCUGGCAUCUGUGCACUCGGCCAAAUGGACCACAUGUGGAUAGGGCUUGGAGAGCCGUCGAAGGCGUGUUUUCCACUGAGCUGGCCGAUGAGUUUGCCGACCGAGUUGGAUCCAAGCCCGCAGUCCUCGCCGCCCUCAAGUCGAAAGCUGAAGCACUGAGGAAGCAGAGCGCCACCAAGCCUAGCAACGGGCCAUUAGAAGAGCCAGGAGAGUCCCAGGGCGUCCCAGUGGGCGCACUCGAUGGACUAAACUUUGAAGACUCAGUAUUGGACAAUGGCGGGGAUGAGUGGUUACCAUGGACUUCGAUGAUGCAGGGGAUUUCCGAGGAAGAGGCUUUCCCGUGGUUUUGCCAUGCCAUCAAAGAAGGCAUGUUCAAGUACAAUGCUAGCAUCAUACCCGAUACUGUACGGCAACACGGCAAUGCUGGUAAUGGUCGGAGAUAUUUUGUCUUUGAUAUAAUGGCGAACAUUCUUGUGACUGGCGCAAACCGUGGAAUCGGUUAUGCCAUUGUGCAAACCAUCGCGACCCGUCUUCCCACUUCCAACAUCAUCCUCGCAUGCAGGAGCAAAACUUCAGCUGAGGAAGCUAUUCAAACUCUUUGCGGCAGCGGAGUUUCAGCUGGGUUGGACCAUGUUGAACUUGAUAUUGAGAACGAUGCUUCAAUCGAGUCAGCAGUGGCGGCUAUAGAUAAGAAAUAUGGCAGUCUAGAUGUUCUUAUCAAUAAUGCGGCCAAGAUUGAGUGGCCGGCCUCAGAUAGUUUGGCUGACAUUCGUUCCGCAAGCAACUCUUGUUACAACAAUGUCAUCACAUCCAACGCCAUUGUCACCAAGGCAUUCAACCAUGUACUGCGAAAGAGUGAAUGGCCGCGGGUUAUCAUGAUCUCUAGUGCACGAGGUAGCGUGUCACGGACUGCCGACAGAGAGCUUCCACCUGUCGCAAACAUGGAUUAUUGCAUUGCAAAAGCUGGCCUCAACAUGCUCACACUGCAGCUGCAACUGGCGGAGGAUGGUAGAGAAGGUGUAUCCGGCAUCACGUACUGGGCGGUUAGCCCAGGUCAUUGCAAGACUGCUUUCAACGGCUACAGGGGAAAGAAAGCUCCUCUAGAAGGAGCUGAGGCCGUCGUGAGACUACUUGAGACAAAGAAAGAAGAGGUUGAGCCUGGAACAUUCUGGGAAUACGAAGAUGGCAAUUUUUGCCAAGUUCCUUGGUAG